UUUUGUCUAGCUGCGUGAAAAAUAAGUCACUCGACUAUACCACUAUAUAAAUAAAUAACGUAGUUUCUACAAAAUAAUUUAAUUUCCGAAUUACUUCCCUUAUCUCGUGUUAGGGUUUAUUCUUGUUUUAGGGUUUUAAUUAAAAUUUCCACAAAUUAAGUUGAGGGAAUUAAAGAUGAUGAGAUUAAACAAGAAGAAGAAUAGUAGUUUCAGAGUAGAAGGUAGCUUAUUCGAAAUUGAUGCUAAGUACGAACCAAUUGAUUAUAUUGGUAAAGGAAGUUACGGCAUUGUUUGUUCUUGUAUCAACAAGGAUAAUAACCAGAAGGUCGCUAUAAAGAAGACAAUUGAUGUAUUUUCGAGUCAAGAAGAUGCAUUGAGGAAUUUAAGGGAACUUAUUAUAUUAAGGAAUAUUCGUCAUCAUAAUGUUGUUCAAUUGAAAGAUGUUAUGAUUACUUCUUCUAAGUCUACUUUUAAGGAAGUUUAUGCUGUUUAUGAAUUUAUGGAUUCUGAUCUUCACCGAAUUAUUCAGUCUCCUCAACCUCUUUCUCCUUAUCACUGCCAGUAUUUUAUGUUUCAGUUGUUGGAAGGGCUCAAGUAUCUCCAUUCAACGAACAUAAUUCACCGUGAUCUAAAACCAGCAAACCUUCUCAUUAACGCAAACUGCGACAUGAAAAUAUGUGAUUUCGGUCUAGCAAGAACAACUCGAGGCGAUCAUAGUGGUGAAUUUAUGACAGAGUAUGUAGUAACACGUUGGUACCGAGCACCAGAACUACUCGUAUGCAGCAACAGUUAUGACAAAUCCAUUGAUGUUUGGUCAGUUGGUUGUAUCUUUGCUGAAAUACUAUUACGCAGACCCUUAUUUCCAGGUCAAAAUCCCCUCGAUCAACUCAAACGUGUCAUUGACUUUCUUGGAACCCCUACUGAAUCUGAUCUUGAUUUCAUUAACAACUCAAAAGCAAUCAAGUUCAUCAAAGGACUUCCUUAUGCAAAAGGGGUUUGUUGGAAGGCUAUGUUUCCUGGUGUUGAUUCUUUAGCCUUGGAUCUGUUACAAAGAAUGCUUGUUUUUAAUCCGAGGAAGAGGAUUACUAUUGCUGAAGCACUUCAACAUCCAUAUAUGUCUGAUUUGUAUGAGCCUGAAGAAUGUCCAAGAUCUCAGACGACGCUUGAUGUUGAUAUUGAUGCUUACGUUGGGGAGACAAAGCUUAGAGAUAUGUUUUGGAGAGAGAUGUCAUUUUAUAAUUAAAUAACGUAAUUAACUCCAGUUCAAUUGUUUUGUGUAUUAAAUUAACAAGUUCUGUAUUUGUUAAUUAUCUGUGAGCAAGAAUGUAGCUUCAGAAUUCAGAUAAAAGGAUGUAUAUUGACUCCCACGAGUUACUUUUAACUUUCAAGUAUAUAUUUGAUAAACAUUCUACAAUGUAUAUAUCUGUACUUAUAG
Molecule: messenger RNA, 1435 nt
Organism: Spinacia oleracea (spinach)
Lineage: Eukaryota; Viridiplantae; Streptophyta; Magnoliopsida; Caryophyllales; Amaranthaceae
Product: mitogen-activated protein kinase 3
Exons: 2
Coding region: 176-1243 (355 amino acids)
Biological process (GO): protein phosphorylation
Molecular function (GO): MAP kinase activity; ATP binding
Source: RefSeq, a predicted model, not a curated record